GAAGGAGAGAAAAAGACAGAACGGAAUUCGUUCUCGAUCAAAAGCAAUCUGGGAAGUUGUCAGGAAAGAAUGUUCCCGGAUAUACUGUGAGUCUUACACCGUUUAGAUUCAUUUCAUUGCCCCGGGUGGUGCCGGUGGAGCGCACAGCAGGGAGGCGCAUUGUUUGUAUGCAAACUGGACGGCAUGGCCAUUGUAUGCGAUUGGGCAUAUAUGGAGCCGCUGCUGGCUCGGAGGACACCGCCCGUCUAAAUUCUCAAGGAGAGUUGCUCUCGGCUCUUUUCUUGCUUUCAUGUGACUUUCUCCAUCUUUCGAAAGUGAUUGGCUUCCUCGCUAUGAGUUGCCUGGAUGUGAUGUACCACCAAAGCUAUGGAGCGCACUACCUCCCCGCAGCUGCGUACAAGGCAACAUACUAUAACCACCAUCAGCAGCAACAACAGAAGAGGUUAAGUGCUUACAACAAGAUGCAGGAGUGUACAGAGCAGCAGGAGCCACCUCAGGGAGGAAUGAGAGGGAUGUUGCAGAGAAAUCAGGGGGUUCAGCAGGGUCCUGCAGCAGCAAUUGCUGAAUCAAGUCCUAGAUCCUCUGCUGAAUCAGAGUUAAAGGACAAUACUCCACCAGCUGAGGCAGAAUACCUGAGCUCGCGGUGUGUGUUGUUCACCUACUUUCAAGGUGACAUUGGAGACGUUGUGGAUGAACAUUUCUCCCGUGCUCUCAGUCAACCAAGCUCCUUUAGUGUUGAGAGCAAGCCCAUUAGAGUGACUGAGGUCACCUCCACAGCCACUAACAACCUAUGGAAAGAUGGUGGUUCCCAUCCUGAUGGUCAGGGCACUUCAUCUUGGAGCAGUCCUUUCCCACCUCAAGUCAGUUCCUGUCUACCAUCGGUUUCCGUCUCAGUCCACCCAGAGUUCUCCUCCAGCCCUGUUUCCUUCAGCCAUCCAGAUGGAGCGCUGUGGGCUAGCCAUGUGCUUUCCCAAGCCAGCAUCCCAUCUCCAGCUUCACUCUCUGACAGCUGGGCCUACAGUCUGAGUCCCCAGGGCACAAGUGGCUAUCCUAACGUUCAUGAUGUCUACCACUCACACCCACGGUCCCAUCCCCACAUCCACACCAGGCACCAUCACCCCAUGCUUCAUUCUUAUUCACCCCACAGCCCAGCUUUGGAUCCCAGAUUCAAUGCAUUGCUGCUGCCGGGUGUUAGGAACCAAAGUCAAGCUGCCACCAGCACUGGUAGCUCUCCACACAGUGAAGGGGGCAAAACAGAGCUAGAUCUCAGUAGCAACAGCCCUAUCUCUGCAGCCUCUGUCUCCUGGACCCCUCAGGCCCUUCACGGAUCCUUGGAGACUUAUGACUCAGCUAUUGAUCAGACCAAGGUGAAGACAUCCAUUUGGUUCUAGUGGAUGAACUAAAGACAGACUAUCUGCUCACACCAAAAAAGAACUAACUAUGUGACCUUAUGGCUGCAUGACCAGCACUGUAAUGUAAAAUGUAGAUGAAGAACACUACCUACAGUUUCAUUUAUGUAUGUGUCCUCACAGUCCUAAUGAAAAUGAACUCAGGCUUGUACUGGUGUGACAAUGAUGCAGUGGUGACCUGUCACAACCCCUCAAAUAAUGACAAAAGUCUACUAGCUGUAGGAAUAGAAAAACUCUUUUGUUGGUGCAAAUCUUUUUGGCUUUUAAUUUAAUGUGAGACCAAGGAGUUCUGUUUAAAGAGCUUGAUUUUGAUCCACAUUAUUGGCUCAUUGUUAAUGUUUGUUACUGUAAAUUUCUUGCUGCGUGUGAAUUGUUUACCGUGCUAAAAAGUUUUUUGGUGAAUGAUGUAUGAAAACCGUUGCUUAACUGAUUUCUAUGCUUAUUUGUUUUCAGAAAUGUGUAAUGUAAAUACAGUUGCUUUAUGUUGAAGUAAUAAAUUAAUUGAAAAAA
Xiphophorus hellerii (green swordtail) is the source of this 1919-nucleotide messenger RNA. RefSeq names its product vestigial-like family member 3 (gene vgll3). Bases 168 to 1391 code for a protein of 407 amino acids. NCBI's taxonomy places the organism in Eukaryota, Metazoa, Chordata, Actinopteri, Cyprinodontiformes, Poeciliidae. Gene Ontology annotation, biological process: regulation of DNA-templated transcription. The transcript has 4 exons. Gene Ontology annotation, cellular component: nucleus. The record is from RefSeq and is a predicted model, not a curated record.